Habropoda laboriosa is the source of this 7010-nucleotide messenger RNA. RefSeq names its product unconventional myosin-IXa-like. Gene Ontology annotation, biological process: intracellular signal transduction. The coding region runs from base 222 to 7010 and encodes 2262 amino acids. Gene Ontology annotation, molecular function: microfilament motor activity; ATP binding; GTPase activator activity. The transcript is spliced from 14 exons. Gene Ontology annotation, cellular component: myosin complex. NCBI's taxonomy places the organism in Eukaryota, Metazoa, Arthropoda, Insecta, Hymenoptera, Apidae. The record is from RefSeq and is a predicted model, not a curated record.
ACUUAAAUUAAUGUAAACAAUACCUGUAAAUAAAUCACAAAAAUCAGUGAGACUGUAAUAGUGAACAUUUUUAAACAAAAUGUAUAAAAGUUAUUUUAAACGUUUGCAUCAGUGGCUGUACAUAAUUGAAAAGCAGAAAGAAGAAGGAACAAUACAUUUGAAAUUUUGCCUGGAUGAUAGAGGACAAGUUUGUUAACCCUAUACAAAACAAGGGUUAAAAAAUGGACUGCAGUGGCUCGGGGGUAGUGCAAGUAUUUGUGGGUGAAUGGAGCCCAGAAUAUGAAGCACUUUCAAUUAAAGCUACAAAACACACUUCAUCAGCUGAGAUAGUGGAAUGUAUUAUAGAGAGACUUAGUUUAGCUGAUGCAUCUGUUUCUAAUGAUUAUGAGUUAGCAGAAGUAGUAGGGAACUCUGUUGGGCAAGAAUGUAAAGAAAGAAGACUUGGACCAUCUGAGUGCCCUGUAGCACUUAUGUUGUUAUGGCCAAAAAAUGCAGCUCAACAAGAAUACUACAGGUUUUACUUGCGCAAAAAACAACCAGAUUAUUUGUGGUCAGAUAGUAGAUUUCCCAUGGAUCCACAGCUCCUCAAAGAUUACUUUGAUAGAUUCCUGUAUCAACCACGAGACAAGGAAUAUCCAGAUCUAUGUCAGCUUCCAGAUCUUAAUGAACAAACUCUAUUGGACAACCUUCGGGCUAGGUUUUUAACUGGAAACAUAUAUACCUAUGUUGGCAGCAUACUAAUUGCAUUAAAUCCAUUCAAAUUUUAUCCUAUUUACAAUCCAAAAUAUGUAAAACUCUAUCAAAAUAGAAGAUUGGGGCCUGAUAUACCUCCACACAUAUUUGCCAUAGCUGAUGCAGCUUAUCACUGCAUGCUUAAAGAAAAGAGAAAUCAGUGUAUUGUUAUUAGCGGUGAGAGUGGCUCGGGGAAAACGGAAUCAACAAAUUUUCUAUUGCAUCAUUUGACAGCACUUAGUCAAAAAGGUUCUCAUGGUAGUGGUGUAGAGCAGACAAUUCUCAGUGCUGGUCCAGUAUUAGAAGCAUUUGGAAAUGCAAAAACUGCACACAAUAACAAUAGUAGUCGUUUUGGCAAAUUUAUUCAAGUGAAUUAUAAGGAAAAUGGCAUGGUGCAUGGGGCUGUUGUACAAAAGUAUCUUUUGGAAAAAUCAAGAAUAGUUUCUCAAGGAAGAAAUGAAAGAAAUUAUCAUGUAUUUUAUUAUCUUUUGGCUGGGGCAAGUGAACAAGAAAAGCAACUCCUGCAUUUAGAAAGUUGUGAUCGUUAUAAUUACUUAAAUAAAAGUGGUUGUUAUGGACUUGAAAACGUCGAUGAACGACAUGAAUUUUCAAGACUGAAACAAUCUAUGGAAAUGGUUGGCUUUACACCAGAAAAGCAAAGACGAUUGUUUGCAGUUCUUUCAGCUGUUCUUUUACUCGGUAACGUUGAGUUUCAGCCUAGAAAAUCGUAUCAUCAUCAUGAUGAAGCUGUAGGAGUUAAAAAUCCUGAAGUAGUUGCAUUGAUAUCUGAACUCCUUAGAGUAAAGCAGGAAACUCUUUUGGCUGCUCUUACUGCCAAACGUGCAAGGGCUUCUGGAGAAACAUUAGUUAUUAACUAUAAGCUUCCAGAAGCAAUUGCGGCGAGAGAUGCUAUGGCCAAAUGCCUAUAUGGAGCUUUAUUUGAUUGGAUUGUACUUCAGGUGAAUCAUGCUUUACUUUCCAAGAAAGAUACCCUUAGAGAUCAUCAGGGCAAUAGUAUAGGUGUACUAGAUAUUUUUGGUUUUGAAGAUUUCAAAACAUGUAAUAGUUUUGAACAGUUGUGUAUAAAUUAUGCAAACGAACAACUACAACACUAUUUCAACCAACAUGUUUUUCAAUACGAACAACGAGAGUACAGAAAACAGGGGAUUAGGUGGACAGAUAUAGGAUACAGUGAUAAUUCAGGCUGUUUAAAUUUAAUAGAAGGGAAACCGAGUGGUCUUCUUUGCCUCUUAGAUGAUCAGUGCAACUUUCCGGGUGCAACGAACGAGACACUGCUACAAAAAUUCAAUUCAGUACAUAAAGACAAUCAAUUUUAUGAGGCACCACAACGACGUGAAGCAGCCUUUGUUGUACGCCACUAUGCAGGGGCUGUUAAAUACCAAGCUUCUAAUAUGCGAGAAAAGAACCUGGAUUUAAUGCGACCCGAUGGUGUUGUUGGUGUAUUGAAAAAUUCUUCCCUUGCUUUUGUUCGGGAAUUAGUGGGUGCAGAUCCGGUUGCUGUAUUUAGGUGGGCGAUACUUCGAGCUUUUUUUCGCGCUCAUUUUGCUUUCCAAGAAGCAGGCCGAGCACAUAGACACGGUCGAGCUGAUGGUACAAAAACGUCUAUACAGAACAGGUAUAGGACACCGAACGAGAAUUUGAUAAGUUCGCACAAACAUAAUCGUCCACCAAGCUAUCAGAAGCAGCGCAGUGUCUGUAUACCAUCAACUAUACCCACUACCACAUUAUCUUCUAUACAACUCGAAAACAACGACAAUGUAAACAACAACCGAUUGUCGUGGCCACAAUUUCGAAACAUUAAUCAAACGCAACACCCGUCAAAUGUAACCACGAUGAAGGGUUACUUAAUAAGGGGCAGGGAAGACCAGCCUCAUAGUAAUAAUAAACUCAGGCGAGAUACUCAUACUCCGCUAGAGAGGGUGCUUCCAAAAGACGAAGCAAACGUCAUGGAACGCGCUAAUCAAAUAGUCAUGAAAAAUAAAUCAUUUCGACCAAGAGAACGAGGUAAGAAGGGUUUAAAAAAUCUUCAAACUGUAAAAACACUUGCUGGAAGAACACAGAGUUAUGGUACAGGACCUGGAAAAGCAAGAAAACAACCCAUGACAGUAUCUGCACAGUUUCAGCAAAGUCUGCAUAGUCUUAUGGAUACUUUAAAUCAAGCAAAUCCUUUCUUCAUUAGAUGCAUUAAAAGCAAUGCUAAUAAAGUACCGAAUGAGUUUGACGAGGAAACAGUGCAACGGCAAUUAAGAUACACAGGAAUGUUAGAAACGGUCAGAAUAAGGCAGGCUGGAUUUAACGUUCGAUUAACAUACGAAGAAUUUAUUCAGUUGUAUAGAAUGUUGUUACCUAAGGGUUUGUUAAGUUCCCAGUCAGAUGUUAGAGAUUUUUUGUUGACGCUAAAUCUAAAUAGAGACAAUUACCAGCUUGGAACAACUAAAGUGUUCCUUAGAGAGUCAGAAAAAAUUAAACUAGACAUUGAAUUACACCAACAAAUCAUUACAAGUAUUACAACUAUACAAAAAUGGUUCCGUGCAUGCUUGGAGAGAAGGAAAUUCCUCCGAUUGAGAAACGCAGUUGUGCAGAUACAGUCAUUUUGGAGGAUGGUUAUUGCCCAAAGAUUUGCACAUUCUUUACGUGCUAGAAUCGAGGCUGCCGUUCAUAUCCAGUCUGCUUGGAGAGCAUAUAAACAUCAUAGUUGGUAUAAGAAACUGAAGUCAUGCGUAAUUACCUUUCAAGCUCACGUUCGAGGUAAUAUCGCAAGAAAGGCUUUUGCAGAACUAAAGAAGCGAAAGAAAUUGCCUAUCGAUAAAAUCGGAGAAUAUAAAGAAAUUCAAGAUCAAAGAGAUCUUGUUUAUGAUAACAGCAAGGUGUUCUCUAGGCUUAGAGAUAGUGAGGAGUCACUCACAGAAGAUCAUGGAUUGUUGGAAUUUAACACGGUUCGGAAGCCAGAGCCUCAAAAUCGUCUUACAUCGGCGAGAGCGGAUAAUGUGCUUCGAGACAAUAUGAUUGACACAAGUAUGUCAUAUUCCAAGCGUAAAGUUACACCAAAUACAAGAAUAUUGCACGAACCUAGCACUAUUCUGAGGAAUACGGAGUCUUUCCCCUCCGACGAUUUUAAUGAGCGUAAAAGCAGUUUGGAAAGUUUGACCAGUUUAAGGAGCUAUGAAUCUCAAGUAAGCGUUAACAGCUCUGAAUCUCAAGAAAAUUCCUGUUGUAAACCAGUACCGAGCACUAGAACGAAACGCGGUGGCGAUCAAUCUCCUGUUGUCACAGUACAUACAAACUUAGGAAAUGUUUCAAGCCGAUUGUCCUCUGUUAGUAGACGAGCGGAUAGCUCGUCGACGGGAUACAGUGAUGGAGAGACUGAUACAGAAAUCCCUAGUACCGUGCAAAGUGCUCCACCUGUUUUUAACGCUGCGCCACCAUUCCCAAGUCCACGAGAAAUUAAAUAUCACCAAUCGAACGUAAACUUAACGCAUAGCCCAAAUUCAGAUGUCUGGCGUCGUAGACCAGAUUUUUCGUCCAUUAAUUAUAGCGAUUAUUUAAUGUCUGGCCCUCAAAAAUCUACGUUGACUCGUUCUCCAAAUGUUACACAAUUUAAACAUGUAGCGGAUAACUUGUUCGAACAAGUUCAACAAGACAAACCGAAUGAAGCAUCGAAUUAUAAUGUGAAGUUGGAUAGUGAACGGUUUGUUCACGUAGAGAGUUCAUCGGGUAGAGAACAACGUCGACUCAGCGACAAUAGCGUACCGACUGAACGAAUAGAAAGCAUUCCAGCUUCACCUAUUAGACGCGAUCAGACAUACGGUCAUAAUAAAGAAAUUAAAGAUUUUAGUUAUUUAAGAAGACAAAACUCGGAGGGAGAUACAUCUAUGAAAUUAGAUGUUGUGAACGAUGAGAAUGUUUUGAAAUGUCCCUUGACGAAAGGAACUUCACCUAAAGAGAAGAAUACGAGACCAAAGGAAAAAUGCGAACCUGACGUACCUGUCAGAAGUGCGAGAAGAAACCGGCCCACUCGAGAAGUACAAUGUCGAUCCAUGGGCGAGAGUGUAUCGGAAAGCAAUAGCGGAGAAGCAAAAAGUCUAUUCUUAGGCACGAUUAAAGAGAGUGAUCUACACAAAUCGACAAAUGUGCGGUCUCGAAAGGACGGUUCGCACGAAACAACCGCGAGAUCGGUGACAGACUGGCCUGUGAACAAAAGCGAAUCUGCAUCGAAAGGGCAACAAUCUGGCAAACGUAUGAGAUCGAAUGCUAUAACAACGCUCGAAUUGAGGAGAAGAAAUUCGGAUCCAGCCACUAAAAUAUCAGGACUGAGCGAUGAUAAAUCUGGAGCCGACACGAGUCCUAAUGACUUGAAACUCGCGCCAGGACUCUUAGAAUGGAAAGGUAAUCAUUUCACGUUUGCCGGUCAUCGUUUCAGAAAAGUAGCGAGGUUUGCCAAAGACGAUGUAUGCGUUUGUUGCCACGAAAAGAUGGAUGCAUUCGUUACUCAGGGGUACAAGUGUAACGAUUGUAAACAGUUGUAUCAUGUUAAGUGUAUUCAGAAUGGCGGAGUACAUAAAAUGCCGUGCAUACGGAAAAACAGGAAACCACCGCGAACACCGUAUGACGCAACGAAACAAACAGUAGCAUCGAAGUUCAGCUUAACCGGCACAUCUGCUUUCUCUGAUAGUACCGAUAAAAUCAUAUCCGACGCGAAGGAAUUAGCUCUGAUGCAAGAUUUCAUUACAAAGAAGAUAUACAAGAUGGAAGGGCAAGAGGAGGGUAGAAAGCCUAGCGAAGUUGAUCGCGUGUUUAAGCAAGCUUUGCGUAAAUUUAAGGACGAUCUUGUGAUCACUUACAGCGUUGCUAUUCAGCAAGGUGUCGAAGGCAAUAUCAAGUACACUGACCUAAUAGCGAAUUUCUUACAUGUGAUGGAAACAGUUUGUAAACAAGAAAAUACCAGUGAAGAUUUUCCUGUGACGAUGGGAGUGAAUGCGUUCAGAGGAUUCAUGAACGAAUUUAUGACGCUAGUCAAAACCGAAGCACCGGAGAAACAGAGUAAAAGCAAACGUAAAAAGGAUAAGAAACGAAAACAAGAAGAGCCAAUACAACACGGUAAUCACAUGUUGCAGUUAACUAUUCUAAACAUACCUACAGCCUGUGAAGUGUGUACCUACUUCUUUUUAUGGCCUCUCGAGCGAGGACUUGUCUGUCAGAACUGUAAGUUAACGUGCCACAGAAAGUGCUACAUGAAAGCAUCGGCAGAGUGCGGGAAAGAGGCAUCGAUGCACGAAACGAACUCGCGUAAGGUGUUUGGUGUACCGUUGUACAAAUUAGACUGUGGUGACGGCAAAGUACCGGUAGUGGUGGAUCGGUUAAUCACAACCAUAGAGAUGCUGAAGGAGUUAAAGUUAAAAAUGGACGAAGGUGAUCUAGAGAGAGUGGACUUUGAGAAUUACCAAGUACACGUGCUUGCAGCAGUAUUGAAGAGUUUCUUUCGGGAUAUGCCCGAGCCUCUUCUCACGUUUGAAUAUUACGACGAUUUUCUCUAUGCUGCUAAUUUGACGGAUCCACGGGAUCGGAUCAGCACGCUUUUCGCCAUACUGAAAAAGCUACCGAAGCCGAACUUCGAUCUGAUGGAACGACUGAUCGUUCAUUUGGCAAGAGUGGCGCUUCACGAAGACGACAAUCGAAUGUCACCGUCAGCCCUAGCGAUAGUCUUCGCGCCAUGUAUACUGAGAACGAGCAGGACGCAACCUGCGCAAGAUUCGUUGCAAGAUGUUGGCAGGCAAACUUGUUGCAUCGAAACGAUCGUCCAAGAAAAAUUGAGGGUCGUACGCGCAACUUUAGCCGAUAUAAACACACUCGAAUCCGCUUGCCAUACGGCGAACAAUCGUUUAUCCAAUUUACGAUACUCGAAAAUCUUCAGUCCAGAGGAGUUAAACGCAGCAACCCCAAGCGCAACCGUAAGAGGCGGCAACACGGAUCGAGAGAGAGACCGAGGUGACGAGGAAGAAGCGCUCCUCGUCAACCACAUACAGGAAAUCCAAAAGGAAAAGGCCCUACUUACUUCAACUCUCCCCAGCCUAACGAGAGCUUCUUCAGACGACGACCUACUUCUACCUGCCACGGACCUGGAUGAUGGGUCUCUCGAUGAUCAUCUUCCAUCCUCUGCCGACGGACUCGUGAGGAAGAAACCUAUCCAGAGGCAAAGUUCCGCGGACAAUUCAUUUCCUACGAUCAUCAGUGUCGAUGAGGACAUGGUAAUGGUAUGA